AUGGCUGAGCACCGCCAGCAAGACCCGCAGCAGCAGCAACGCCCUGGCGGCGAUGCCAGGGGGCUCCUCCAGGAAAAAGGUCCUUCCAAGCAACAAAUUCUGGCAGUUGUCGCUGGAGUCCCCAUCGGGGGCUUCUUCCUCGUCCUCUCCGGGCUGAUUCUCACCGGGACACUAAUCGGUUUGGCUCUGACCACGCCACUCUUUGUUAUCUGUAGCCCAGUUCUGGUCCCUGCCGCCCUCACCAUCGCGUUAGCCGUUGCUGGGUUCCUGACGUCUGGUGCGUUUGGGAUCACAGCUUUGUCUUCUCUCUCCUGGAUCAUCAACUUCCUCCGCCAGUCGGGCCGCAUGCCGGAGCAGCUGGAGCAAGCCAAGCGUCGUGUGCAGGAGACGACAGGUCAGGUAGGCCAGAAGGCGAGGGAAGCCGGCCAGAAGGCCCAGGAACAAACAAGGACAUAGAGUAGUGAGAUUGUGGGCCUCAGCACGGCUCAUAUGAGGUGCUAUAUGGUCUUAUGACUCUUAUCUCUAUGCAUGUUGAGAAAUGGGUUUGGUUCUGUCCUUUAUGGUUUUGCUUUGUUAAUGUAUAGUUGGUCUGCAGUGGGGUUUAUUAGACUUGUACUUAAGUUUCUGUUUAUGGUGGGGUUUAUAAACAUGCAAGAGAUGUAUGUAAUAAAGUGGGUGGUGUGAGUGGUAAGGUACCACCACAUAGUAGUGAUCUUGUAUGUCUAUUUUGGGGUACUUUAUUAUUUUGUGUUUGGCUUUUCAUUUAAACUUUCUGAUGUUUCUUUUUACAAUUUAUUUGGGUUUUUAAUUGACUCCCUAAUGUUUCUUAAACCAAAGAAAUAUACCUCUUUCAUACA
Molecule: messenger RNA, 857 nt
Organism: Rhododendron vialii
Lineage: Eukaryota; Viridiplantae; Streptophyta; Magnoliopsida; Ericales; Ericaceae
Product: oleosin H2-like
Exons: 1
Coding region: 1-456 (151 amino acids)
Biological process (GO): seed oilbody biogenesis; lipid storage; response to freezing
Cellular component (GO): monolayer-surrounded lipid storage body; membrane
Source: RefSeq, a predicted model, not a curated record